Messenger RNA from Sinocyclocheilus grahami, 2064 nucleotides. Its product is annotated as protein-glutamine gamma-glutamyltransferase K-like. Lineage: Eukaryota; Metazoa; Chordata; Actinopteri; Cypriniformes; Cyprinidae. Gene Ontology annotation, biological process: peptide cross-linking. The transcript has 12 exons. The annotation marks the transcript as partial. The record is from RefSeq and is a predicted model, not a curated record. Gene Ontology annotation, molecular function: protein-glutamine gamma-glutamyltransferase activity.
UCAGAUGCAGUUCUGCAGGUGUGCACUGUUGACCUCCUUAAAGACAGAAAAGGGCAAAAUCGACUGGAACAUCACACAGGUUGUUAUCAGAGUGAUCACCUUAUCGUCCGCAGAGGGCAGUGUUUUCAGAUGUGGGUUGAGCUGAGCCGAGCUUUCAUUCCAAAUAGAGACAAAUUUCACCUGGAGCUGAAACUUGGUCAUAUCUCAUCCAUCCGGGACGGCACUUAUGUAAUCGUUCCAAUUGUGGAAGAAUUCAAGAAAGACUGCUGGGGAGCAAAGAUUGUAGAACAAGGACAAAACCGAAUCAAACUGUGUGUGCACUCUGUUCCGACUGCUUGCGUUGGACGAUACCAGCUCAGUGUCGUGACACACUGUCCAGGAGGCAGAUUCACUUUACCUUGUGUUCCUCAAAAUGACAUUUACAUGCUGUUCAACCCCUGGUGUAAAGAUGACUGUGUGUACCUGGAAGAUGACUCAGAGAGAGCUGAGUAUGUGCUGAAUGACAUGGGCAGAAUCUACUAUGGAACUAAGCAGCAGAUUGGCUGCAGAACAUGGAACUUUGGUCAAUUCGAGGAGGGAAUCUUGUCUGCGUGUAUUUAUGUGUUGGAGAAGAGCUGUACACCUUGCUCAGGAUGGGGAAACCCCAUUAACAUUUCCAGAGUGGUGUCUGACAUGGUUAUUGCCAACAAAGACUGUGGUGUGCUGGUGGGUAACUGGUCAAACUGCUAUGGAGAUGGAACCGCUCCGACAUCCUGGUGCAGCAGCAGUGCCAUCCUGAAACAGUACCACAAAUGUGGAGGAAUACCGGUCAAAUAUGGACAGAGCUCGGCCUUUGCUGGAGUCACCAACACACUGUUGAGGUGUUUGGGAAUUCCUGCUCGUCCAGUCUCAAACUUCUGUUCUGCUCAUGACACUGACGUUUGUUUGACAUCUGACGUCUAUUUGGAUGAGAAAUUCCAGCUGAUUGAUCACAUGAACUGUAAUUCAAUCUGGAACUACCACGUGUGGAAUGAGGCCUGGAUGACUCGGUCAGACCUGCCAUCUGGUUUCGGAGGUUGGCAGGUGGUUGAUUCCACUCCUCAAUUGACCAGCCAGGGCUUCUUCCACUGCGGCCCCACCUCUGUUGCUGCGAUCCGUAGUGGACAGACCUUCCUGAAGCACGAUGUGCCAUUUGUUUUUGCUGAAGUGAACAAUGAUAGAGUCUACUGGCAGCAGAGAUGUAAUGGGACAUUUGGUGUUGUCCAUGUUGAAAAAAAUGCAGUUGGUCACUGCAUCAGCACCAAAGCUGUCGGAUCAGACAAACGCUUUGAUAUCACACACCUCUACAAACAUCCACGAGGUACGGAGGAAGAGCGCAUUGCUUUAGAAACAGCAAUUCGUCAUGGCUCCAAGCGGUGUACCUACCCAUUGCCCUGUGCUGAGGAUGUGACUGUUAAAGUCACCAUGCAGGGUGAUGGACCAUGCGUGGGCAAGGAUGCUGUGCUUUCCAUCGUUUUGAAGAAUAAAUGCAACUCACCUCGUACCGUCACUCUGUACAGUCAAGUGGCAGCCACAUACUACACCGGAGUCCAUAAUUCCUUAGUGAGGAAGAGCCAAAUGAACAUUGAGAUGAAGGCCUGUGAGGUCCAGACUGUACCUUGGACCCUGCGAUAUGACGAGUAUAAUAACCACCUAGGAGACCAGGCAGCCUUGAUGCUCCAUCUCUUUGGACACGUGGCUCAGACCAAGCAGAUUCUUGCAACCCAGUUCCACUUCAGACUGCGCACACCAGACCUUGUUAUUUCUCCUGUAUGUGAUGCUGUUGUGGGUCAAGAAGUGCCAGUAAAAAUCACAUUCCAGAAUCCACUUUCUUGCAGUCUAAGGAAUGUGAUAUUCCGUAUUGAGGGUCUGGGACUGAAGCAUGCCAGACUUGUUAAAUAUGGUGAUAUUGCAAGCCUGGCCACAGUGAACCUGACAGAGACAUUUGUUCCAGUGAGGCAUGGCACACAUAAAAUUCUGGCAUCACUUGACUGUUCCCAACUUAAUCAAGUCCAUGGAGUUGCCAACAUUACUGUUAAAAAGUGA